Messenger RNA from Entamoeba histolytica HM-1:IMSS, 1986 nucleotides. Its product is annotated as ubiquitin-protein ligase, putative. The transcript has a single exon. Bases 1 to 1986 code for a protein of 661 amino acids. The record is from RefSeq and is a predicted model, not a curated record. Lineage: Eukaryota; Evosea; Mastigamoebida; Endamoebidae. Gene Ontology annotation, molecular function: ubiquitin protein ligase activity. Gene Ontology annotation, biological process: protein polyubiquitination.
AUGGAAACACCUCAAAUAACAAAUAAAAAAUAUUAUAUCAAUAGAAUAUGUUUUGGAUGUGGUAAUGAUCAAUGCAAUAAUAAAUAUUGUAAAUCAUCUUCAUCAUUUGUUUCUCCUUUGAAUAUUGAAGAGGAAGCACAACAGUUAGAAAUAAAUAAAACACCUUUAUGUACAUUACGUUGUUCAUUGCAACGAUUUCUAUCAUUAAAAGAAGAACAAACAAGUGAUAGAUUAGAAACAUUAUUAUAUGAACUUUAUUCAACACCAGAAAGUAUUGUAGAAUCAUUUGUUGAAGAAGGAGUAUUUGAUGUAGUUAAAGGGUGGGAAUUAAUUGAUUAUAUUUUAAAAUUCCAACCAUCAUUAUAUCAAAGUGUAUUAAAUGCACACCUUAAAAUAUUAGAGAUUGUUAAAAUAAAACCAAUUAAUAUUCAAAGUAUUAUUGUUACAUUAGCAAGUCCAAUUUUUGCAGAAAAUGAUGAAAUGGGAGAAUUUUGUUCAAUAAUACAAAAAUUGUCAUCAUUUAUAGUAGAACUUCAAGUAUUUUUAAGGAAAAUGACACCAAAACAAUUUUUAUGUGUAUUAGGAAAUAUUGAACAAUUUAUUAGUUUAAGAGUAAUAUUAAAGAAAAAUACUGUACAUGAUGAAGACAUUUUAUUUAAAGUAUUAACUUUAUUAAAAACAUUUUAUUCUAUAAAUGAUGAUAAACGAUUUGUCGAUGAAAAUAAAUUUUAUAAUGAAAUACUUGCAACACAAAGACAAUUUCCACGAGAUAUUCAAUACUUUUAUUCAAAUAAAAAUACAUCAUUAUUAUAUUUUCCUUUUAUUAUUCCAGUAGAUUAUAAAAUGAAAUUUUUACAUAAAGAAGCUAAACAAGAAAGAGGACAAUCUACUGUACAAGCUUUUACAGAGUCAAUUACUCGUGGUGAAGAACAAAAAUUAAAUUUAAAUAUUCAAGUUAGAAGAGAUCAUGUAUUAGAAGAUUCAUUAAAUCAAUUAGUUGAAGCAAAUAUUGUUGAUUUAAAAAAACCAUUAAAAGUAAAAUUUAUUGGAGAAGAAGGAUUAGAUCAUGGAGGAGUUAGUAAAGAAUGGUUCCAAUUAGUAACAAGAGAAAUAUUUAGUCCAAAUAAUACAAUGUUUGUUUAUAAUGAUAAAACAAGAAUAUGUUGGUUUAAUGCAGGUUCACAACAAUUAAAUGAUUAUAAAUUAAUUGGAACAUUAUUUGGACUUGCUAUUUAUAAUGGAAUAAUAUUAGAUGCUAAAUUACCAAUUGUAGUAUAUAAAAAAAUACUUGGAAUAAAUCUUCAAAUGAAAGACUUAGAAGAAAUUCAACCAGAAAUGCUUCAUAGUCUUGAAUUUAUAUUAAAAUAUGAAGGAGAUGAUAUGGAAGAAACAAUGGGAUUAACAUUUCAACAUACACAAGAAAUUAAUGGAGAAGUAAAAGUAAUAGAUUUAAAACCAAAUGGUGGUUCUAUUCCAGUAACAAAAGAAAAUAAAAAAGAAUUUGUUCAAUUAUUAACAGAUUAUAUAUUAAAUACUUCUAUUGAAAAACAAUUUAAUGCAUUUAUUUCAGGAUUUAAAUUAGUCUUUAAUAGUAGAUUAUUAACAAUAUUUUCUCCACAUGAAUUAGAAUUAUUAAUUGCUGGAAGUGAUACAUUUGAUUUUCAUGAAUUAGAAAAUGCAACACGUUAUGCUAAUGGAUAUACAAAAGACACUCCUGUUGUUAAAUGGUUAUGGGAAAUUCUUCAUUCAUAUUCAAUAGAAUUAAAGAAAAAAUUCUUAUUCUUUUCUACUGGAAGUGAUAGAUGUCCACCAGGAGGAUUAGGAAGAUUACAGUUUAUUAUAGCAAAGCAUGGAGAUGCGUCACGGUUACCAACUUCUAGUACAUGUAAUAAUUUAUUCUUAAUGCCACCAUAUGAAACAAAAGAAGAAUUAGAAAAGAAAUUAACGUUUGCAUUAAACAAUACAAAUGGAUUUGGUUUAAUUUAA